Messenger RNA from Equus caballus (horse), 11414 nucleotides. RefSeq names its product BTB domain and CNC homolog 2 (gene BACH2). Gene Ontology annotation, biological process: regulation of transcription by RNA polymerase II. NCBI's taxonomy places the organism in Eukaryota, Metazoa, Chordata, Mammalia, Perissodactyla, Equidae. The record is from RefSeq and is a predicted model, not a curated record. Gene Ontology annotation, molecular function: RNA polymerase II cis-regulatory region sequence-specific DNA binding; protein binding; DNA-binding transcription factor activity, RNA polymerase II-specific.
UUGGCAACAGAUGUCUGCUCAGGGCAAAUCUUCCUCAGCAGAAAAAAACAAAUUAUAAAAAAAACACCAAAACUUAUUUGAUGGUUCCAUGAUUCCUUCUCCUUCAUCCCUCAUGUACAGUCAUUUAAAGUUUCCUGAAUUCUUUGACUCCGACUCUUCCAUGCCAUCCUACUGCCAUACCAGGCCUGCCGCUCUGGUUUCAAACCUCAUCCUUCUCUUCAUCCCUGGCCUAAAUUCUGGAAACAGCCUCAUAAGCCUGUCCCAGACUCAGUCCUCCCUCUGCGACUCUGCGUUGUUGCUGUAUUUGUCUCCUUGUAAAACAAAGCCCAGCGACUCCUUUGGCCUACCUUGCAUCAGGAUAAUGUGUAAAUCUGGGCUAUCCAAUACAGUCUCACUAGGCACACGUGGCUAUUGAGUUCUUGAAAUGUGGCUAGUCCAUAUUAGGAUGUGUUGUAGGUGUAAAAUCCACACCCUCUAUCAAAGACUUAGGGAAAAAAUGUAAAAUAGCUCAUUGGUAAUUUUUAUAUUGAUUACAUGUUGAAAUUACAGUAUUUUAGAUAGAUUGAGUUAAAUAACAUAUCGUAAAAGUUCAUUUCUCCUAUUUCUUUUUACUUUUUUAGGAUAGCUACUAGAAAAUUGAAAUUACAGGUAUGGUUCACCUUAUGUUUCUGUUGGUUAGUGCUGGUCUAAGCUGUAUCAUGACAUUUAAAGUUUCUUGUAGCCUGGCCUCAGCUGCCUCUUUAGCCUCGAAUCCCAGCCCUUCCUGCCCACCUGUAAAUUUCUCAUAAUCCCCCAAACUCACCAGGCUUAUUUAUAUUAUGGGGUUUUAUUUUAUUUUUUAUAUUCUGUUUCUUCUUUCUGAAAUGUCCUCCCCUUUCUUUCUUAGCCAUAAAAGUCCUACUCAGACUUUUAGGACCUAACUGAAUUGUCCCAUGCUGGUGAGGUUAUGCCCUGUUUCCACAGACAGAAUUAGCAUCUCCUCCCUGGGUGGCAAGUUCUUGGUGCCUCCAUUAUCGUGCUUGUCUUGCUCUUCUGCCAUUAGCUGUCCUCUUAACUAGGCUUCUCAAGGGAAAAGGCUGCAACUUAUUCCUCUCGUGACCCCUGAGGGCAGUACCUGGUGCGAACUGGACAUUUAAUUGACAUUUAUUAAAUUAAUGUGUGCAUUAAUUUCAUUGUUCUGCACACACUGCUAUUUUUACCUGCAUCCGGCCUUGAUUAUCUGAACCCAUUGGCCGUGGAGAAAAUUGGAUGCUGAGGUGGACAGCACUGGACCUUUCAGCCAGAACUCCAGUUUCACAUUUUUCUGUUUAGUAAAAUGACCACUUUGUUCUCCCUGGUCAACUUAUACUGAUUAAAAAUUCUGUAUUUGGAUUUAUGAAAUCCAUGGAUGUCAUACAGACCAAAAGUGUAAAAUGGUGGUAUAAAUUAUUGUUUUUACUCUUUUGUUUACAGGGAUUCCAAAUAAGAUUUUGUUUGAUUGAAGAUUCCACUUCUAAACAAGUUUGGAAGCCACUGUUUUAAUCCUAAAUUUCAUUUACGUUUCCAUUCCAAAGGUUUCAUUUUGGUUUUGAUGAGGAGGUUUCUAGUAUCAUUCGAGUUCACAUAGAACAAGACUUCUCAAGUCUGGCUUCGCAAUAGCUACCUCUGGGAAGCUUUCAAAAUUACUGAUGGCCAGGCCCACCCCCAGGGAUCUUGGUAUUAUAGAGCUCGACGAGGAGGGCCUGGACACCAGUAUUUAUGAAAAGCAUAAAUACCUUAUAAUAAAUUGAUUCCGCUUAAGGAACUAGGUAGUUAACUAUGAAAAUGUUGAGGUUUUGAAUUGAUGAUUUUUCUUUCCUUUUAUUAAUGAUAUUGUGAGUAAAGGCAAUGUAGUCUUAAGUUUGUACUAUGAUUUUGGGAUCAAAAACAGCAUUUAAUUGAACUCAUUUUCUGAGGACAAUUUCCUAAGUCUUGGGAAAUUAAAAGUUACCUUUUCUGUCAUUCUCUAAAACCUACAUGCAGCAGAAUUUUAAUGUCUCUUAUUGGUGGAAAUAGCUAACAAAAGACCUAUUUCAGAUCAUGGAAAUGAGGACUGACAAGGGCAGGGGGUAGAAGUCCGCGCAGGUAGUGGCCUCCUUGGCAUCCUUGUUAGCUUGAAUAAACAGUAGUCCCCCGACAGGGCCUCCAUAGCUCCGCCAGGAUAAAAGCUGACAUUCUGCUUAAUCACUUUGUAAUGAUAUUCUUCCUUUUGUUCUUGGUAUGUGAGAAACCAAUUUUUCUUUUAAAGGUUUGGGAAAGAAUUAACUUUAAUUUCCUAAUGCGGUACGAUGGGUGGGUAAUGCAUACGUUAUUCUUGUGGGGACUCCUGGGGGGGGGGUUGGGAAUGACCUCGUUUCUGUUUAUCAAAUAUCUCAUCAUAAAUCUUUAAAAACUUAUAAAGUAUCUUAAAUCCUGUAAAGGAAAAAAUCUGGGAUAAAUCCUUUGGCCACGUUGUAAGAAAAUCCUAUGAAUUCUGAUAGCAUGUUCCAUGUCAUUAUACUAUUAAAAUGCAGAUGUAAAUAAAACUGGCAAAUUAUCAAUUUGUUGAAAGUGAUUGUAUGCUCUUAAUUCUUCUGAAGUGUCCUCUCUUUCAGUUUGGGCUCUUUUGGAAAAAAAGAAGGAAAAAUACACACUUGGGAUGGAAUCCUUUAGGGCAGAAAAAGCAAUAGAAUCCGUUAGUUAACUUGGUUAUUUGUAGUCGGUAUGUCAUCUGUGAGAGACUGAUGUCAUGCAGAUUGAAUGCGGAGGCAAACUUAGGGGGCGUGUGUGUGUGUGUGUGUGUGUGUGUGUGUGUGUGUGUGUGUUUGUGUGCGUGCGCGCGCGCGCGUGUGUGUUUUAAAGCCCCACUCCCAGAAUAUGAAGUGAGUGUGAAGGGCACCACAACAACCCCUGGAUCUGUCAAGAAUGUACCUAUUUUUAACAUACUGGAUCAAGUGUCAGCACUCAAUAGGAGAUGAGGAAGCGGGUAGAGACCGUGCUGUAUGGAUUCGGCGGAUGGUAAACGGCUCUCUGGCGUGUUUACUGUACAGCUGUGCAUGCUUAAUGGCUCUGCCGCUGCCAUGUCAGUGCAGCUGUCUGCUUUGGGAAGUGAGGUGUACAGGAACGAGGAGAAUCUUCAAGAGCUGCCUCGCGUUGUGACAUGUCUGAUCCCUCGCUCCAGUCCCUGCAGCAUGAACAAGGGUGUGAACGGCAUGUCUGUGGAUGAGAAGCCUGACUCCCCCAUGUAUGUGUAUGAGUCCACAGUCCACUGCACCAACAUCCUCCUGGGCCUCAAUGACCAGCGGAAAAAGGAUCUUCUCUGUGAUGUGACUCUGAUCGUGGAGAGGAAGGAGUUCCGGGCCCACCGGGCUGUGCUGGCGGCGUGCAGUGAAUACUUCUGGCAGGCGCUGGUCGGACAGACAAAAAAUGACUUGGUCGUCAGCUUGCCUGAGGAGGUCACAGCCAGGGGCUUUGGGCCGCUGUUACAGUUUGCCUACACCGCCAAGCUGUUACUCAGCAGAGAAAACAUCCGCGAGGUCAUCCGCUGUGCCGAGUUCCUGCGCAUGCACAACCUGGAGGACUCCUGCUUCAGCUUCCUGCAGACCCAGCUCCUGAACAGCGAGGAUGGCCUGUUUGUGUGCCGCAAGGACACUGCGUGCCAGCGCCCACACGAGGACCAUGAGAACUCCGCGGGAGAGGAAGAGGAGGAAGAGGAGGAGAGGAUGGAUUCAGAGACUGCCAAGAUGGCUUGCCCCAGGGACCAGAUGCUUCCAGACCCCAUCAGCUUUGAGGCUGCUGCCAUCCCAGUAGCGGAAAAGGAAGAAGUUUUGCUGCCCGAGUCCGACGUGCCGACGGACACCAAGGAGAGCUCCGAAAAGAACGCGUUAACGCAGUACCCCAGAUACAAGAAAUACCAGCUUGCAUGUACCAAGAAUGUCUACAAUGCAUCAUCACACAGUACCUCAGGUUUUGCAAGCACAUUCAGUGAAGAUAACUCUGGCAGCAGCCUCAAGCCGGGGCUUGCCAUGGGGCAGAUUAAAAGUGAGCCACCCAGUGAAGAGAACGAGGAAGAGAGCAUCACGCUCUGCCUGUCCGGAGAUGAGCCUGACGUCAAGGACAGACCGGGGGAUGUCGAAAUGGACCGGAAACAGCCCAGCCCCGCCCCUGACCCCGCCCCGCCUGCCGGGCCCGCCUGCCUGGAGAGAGCCCGGAGCGUGUCCUCUCCCUCCUGUCUAAGGUCUCUGUUCAGCAUAACAAAAAGUGUGGAGUUGUCUGGCCUGCCCGGUACAUCUCAGCAGCACUUUGCCAGGAGUUCAGCGUGCCCUUUUGACAAGGGCAUCACUCAGGGUGACCUUAAAAGUGACUACGCCCCUUUUCCGGGGAAUUAUGGACAGCCCCACAUGGGCCAGAAGGACUCGUCCAACUUCACCAUGGGGUCGCCCCUCAAGGGGCCUGGGUUGGAGGCUCUCUGUAAACAGGAAGGAGAGCUGGACCGGAGAAGUGUGAUCUUCUCCUCGAGUACUUGUGACCAAGUGAGCACUUCAGUGCAUUCGUAUUCUGGGGUAAGCAGUUUGGACAAAGACCUCUCUGAGCCGGUGCCAAAGGGUCUGUGGGUGGGGGCUGGCCAGACCCUCCCCAGCUCACAGGCCUACCCCCACGGUGGGCUGAUGGCUGACCACUUGCCAGGAAGGAUGCGGCCCAACACUAGCUGCCCGGUGCCAAUCAAAGUCUGCCCUCGCUCGCCCCCCUUGGAGACCAGGACCAGGACUUCCAGCUCCUGCUCCUCCUAUUCUUACGCAGAGGACGGCAGCGGGGGCUCGCCCUGCAGCCUCCCUCUCUGUGAGUUCUCCUCCUCGCCCUGCUCCCAGGGAGCCAGAUUCCUUGCCACAGAACAUCAGGAACCAGGCCUGAUGGCAGAUGGAAUGUACAACCAAGUUCGACCCCAAAUUAAAUGUGAGCAGUCUUACGGAACCAACUCCAGCGACGAAUCCGGAUCGUUCUCGGAAGCAGACAGUGAGUCGUGUCCUGUGCAGGACAGGGGCCAGGAGGUCAAACUUCCCUUUCCUGUAGAUCAAAUCACAGACCUCCCAAGGAACGAUUUCCAGAUGAUGAUUAAGAUGCACAAGCUAACCUCAGAACAGUUAGAGUUCAUUCACGACGUCCGGCGGCGCAGCAAGAACCGCAUCGCGGCCCAGCGCUGCCGCAAGAGGAAGCUGGACUGUAUUCAGAAUUUAGAAUGUGAAAUCCGCAAACUGGUGUGUGAGAAAGAGAAGCUGUUGUCAGAGAGGAAUCAGCUGAAAGCGUGCAUGGGGGAGCUGUUGGACAACUUCUCCUGCCUCUCCCAGGAAGUCUGCCGAGACAUCCAGAGCCCCGAGCAGAUCCAGGCCCUGCAUCGGUACUGCCCUGUCCUCAGACCCAUGGGUCUCCCCACAGCCUCCAGUAUUAACCCUGCGCCCUUGGGUGUCGAGCAGAACCUUGCUGCCUCCCAGUGUGCGGUGGGGGACAGUGUGCCCUGCUGCUUGGAGCAGGGCGCAGCUCCCCCUGGCCCGCCCUGGGCACCCAGCAACGCCUCAGAGAAUUGUACUUCUGGGAGGAGGCUGGAAGGCCCUGACCCUGGAACCUUCUCAGAGAGAGGACCUCCCCUUGAACCCAGGAGCCAGACAGUGACUGUGGACUUCUGCCAGGAAAUGACUGAUAAGUGUACAACUGACGAACAGCCCAGGAAAGAUUAUACUUAGUGACUCAGCCUGCCUCCCGGUUCUCACACCUCCCCCACCCGGGUGUUCUGUGGUCAGCCCGUGGCGCUGUUCAUCUGUUGUCUGAAGAACCAAGAAGGAAUUUGGUGCACACUACAGAGGUCUUAGCAGCAAUACUGUUUCUAAGUAUUCCCUCCUCUCUUCAAGCAGGAGUGAUAAAUAGUUACCUUCACAAUGGUGCUACCCCUUGCUCAGGCAAGGAAAGACAACAGUGAUGACACUGUCUGUCUGUGGGUUAAUUUCAAUCUUAACAGGGAUAGACUAAACACCUCUAGGACCCAACCACGGAUUUUUUUUCUCAGUGGCCCAUGUCACAAACCCUAUCUCAGGAAUUUCUUCUGAAUGUUCAAUUUUUUUCAUUGAAGACAGCUUCUAUACACAUCAAAGUUUUAUAGCUAGACUGUACAUAUUAUAUAUAAUAUAUAUAUAAAAUAUAUAUAUCUCUCCAUAUGCAAAAGUCCUGCAUGCCUCAAUUUUCUCAUUCUAAAACUGGAAACUUCAUUUCUCAUUGAUAAACAGGUUUCAACAUUCCUCUUCUUUUGUCUCUGAGGCUAGAACUAGUUUCGUAACUGUCAUGGUCAUUUUUCUUGCUUCACAGUUCAAUUUCACUUUGUACUUAUUUAUGAAUAGAAGUCAAUGUUGGAAGCUUUUUUUGAGGUUUUACUUCAGGCCUUUUUUUUUGUUUGGUUUGGUUUUGGCACCAUCCGCUGGUGCCAUGUGAGUAUUGUGGGUUUGUGUUUUUCUCGCAGAUACUGUACAGUCAUGGUCAACUCUGCCACUUGCACUGAGUUUUGGGUCAAACCUAUUUUCUUAAAUGAAGUUGUAACUUCAGUAUAGCUCAAAUAUACUGUAUAUUCUUUGCUUUUAGUUGAAAAGUAAAACAUUUUAGCUAAUUAAAAAGCACUCAGGUGAUAAUUAUGUAGGAAAAACAAUCUUGCCAAAUAAUGAAUUCAUCCUAGGAUGUAUAGACAAUAAACUGCUUGAAUAUUUUUAUAUUUCACCUCCUCCCCACCCUUCCCUAAGCAAAGUUGAAAUGCAGUUCGUGAGUUCAAAGUUGAUGCCGGAUGUUCAGAUUCCCGAGUGGGGAGAGAGUUUGGACGUCUCACUCAAAAGUGCAUCCAAACAGCAGGAAUUCCUGAUUUUACACCAGAGCUCAGCAGGCAUCGGCUCCUAGAAAUCGAGUUAGAACCGUGUGCUCACGCAGGGAGUAAGUCCCAUUCAUUUCAGCACUUCCUGGAGCCUCUGCUUGCUCCUGGAAGUGUCGUGCUGUAGGACCUUCUCCUUUGAAGGACUUGGCUGACCGGCCACCCAGCUUCCCUGCCCAGGACCAGCCUCCCAGGACAUCUCGCCUGAGGGCAUUUGAGAGGCAGCCCUGGGAGUCCUGCCUCUAAGGGGAUCAGUGCAGCUCGCCCAGAGUAGGAGAGAGCAGGGCAGAUGUGAGCCUGAGGUCUGUUCCUGAUGCACGCGGAAACAUUUCUUUCUCCUUUCCUUCUCCAGAUGCUUUGAGUUGAAUUCUGAGGUUUUUCCACCGGUCUUUUGUCCAAAGGCAAAUUUCAUUCCAGGCUUUGGACAAGAUAUGGCCAGGAGGCCUCCCUGCCCCCACUACACACACCUACCCUCACCUGAUGAUAAUUUUCUUCUCUUGCUGCAAAACUUGUUGGCUUGCAACCCACAGAGCAGCUUCCGUUGGCUCUGGGGGCAUGUUGGCCCCUGGCACGUUUACAGGAAGGUGUGCCCAAAUCCCGCAGCCACAAAGGAGGAGGAACCAGCUCCCUCCCUCCCGUGGGCCCUCCAGCCUGGCUUGGGGAGAGUCCCAGAUGAAUGGUUUGAUGUGGGGAUGGGGUGGUGGGCAGUGGGGACUAGAUGGUUGACUUUGUUUCUUUAUUUGUGCCAUUGUUUGGACAAUAUUAAAGCUGCAUGUAAAAGGGGAAAUUAGUAUAUGAUGUAGGCGAAAAGUGAAAUCAUAGUAACAUAUGUUUUAGUAUUAUUAACUUUUUUCUGUACAAAUAUUAGCGCUAAAUGUUUAAAUAUGUAUGGAUGCCAGAAAUUUGUUGGAUCAUGCAGUAGGAUUUUUUUUUUUUUUAAAGGCUUUUCUUUUAAAAUAGCUCCACUUUUAAAACCUGCCUCUGGGUUUUUGUUCUUUCUCAUGUGUGUAUGUACGUGUGUGUGCCUGUCUGAGACAGAUUUUGAUAAAGCUCUGUGUGAGAGCCACCGUUUUUGUUACGGUUGUUGGAAUUUCUUGGCCCAGGAGAAGGGUUCUGUGCUGCACCGUGAGGUUUGCCUCCGUGGGAAACUGGUGACAGCUCGAAUUCAGACUCAAUGUGAAUCACCUGAUACAUCACAGGUAUGUGUUACGGUGGAGAGUCAGCCAACAGUAUUUUGUUUUUAACUCUCUUGUUGCCUUUUUUAAGUGACCUCCUCUUCUUUUAAAAAAAAAAACGAAUGUUUUCUGCUCAUAUCAUAACCAGGUCCAAACCAGCUUGUUGGCGUGAUUUACCCUGGUGACAACUCAUGUGCAACUGGUAGUCUUGACCACAUUCCGUCCGCUCCCCUUUCUGUUGUUGGGUCCUUGCACACCUGCCCGGCAGCCGUUUCCGGGUGGGGAGGGGUCUCUUUAUUUCUCUCCACCCUAACCCAGCCCACAUCCUCCUCCCACCAACCCCCACCUCGCUUUUCUUCCUCUUCCCCCACCAAACCCCUGCGGUGGGAACUGGUUAAAAACACUGCUCAAAAGACUCUUUCGAUUUCUGAGAGAUUUUUUAACAAGUUGUUGUUAUUUUGUUCACUAUCUACCAAGAACAGCGACUGGCUUUGUGCAAUUGUUUAUGUGAUGCGUCUUUGUGUUUACUACUCUGAACCAUGUGUUUGUCAAAGUUAUUUCUGGGUUGAUUCAAGGGGAGGACUAGCUGGGGGCCAGAAUCCGAAUGGCCUCAAGUGGAGCCCGUCUCCUUUCUCUGGGAUCCCUUGGCGAAGCCCAUGUCUUUUAUGAUAAAGAAAAGCAGUAAACAGCAAGGGAUAGUGUUUGCACAGCAUGUUGACAUUUAGUUGUGUUUUUAAGAGUCCUUCCUUACAAAAAUAAAGGACCCUCCAGCCAUGGACUGUUUAGGAAUCUCCAGGUGGCCAGGGCAGCAUGCUUUAUAGGGACACGGGGACAGUGGAGGUGGCUGUGGGGCUAAUUAACAUCCGCCUGAAUCUAGUCCUCCCCUUGAUCUGCCUUUGCUCUGCUUCUGUCUCCAGACAACCUCCCUUGUUCAGGUUGCUCAGGCUGCGGGCAGGUGAGUGUUUUGCUGUAUGUGUCUGUUUCUCUGCGUUAUCUGGGGGUGCCUUGAAUAAAAUCAAACUUCAAGACAUACUGAUUCUGGAACAAAACAGUUGCAAAAACAAACAAAAGAGCUGGCAAAGUUCCUGGGCCAACCUGCCACUUCUCCUCCGGUUUCCCGAAUAAUGACUCAGGCGUCAGAGGUGAUGCUGCAGUAGAAACGUUAUUUUGUGUAUUGUACAAGUAAUUUAUUAACUGUCUUUCUAAAGGUAUGCUGCUUUUAAGAUGCACUAUGAUUUGGGAUUUAAUCCUUGUGUUGCUUUCCCAAGGAAGUAAAAAAAGGCUAGUGAUUGCUAUGCCAACUGCCCCUUCUCCUUAAAAAGGAGGGCAGGGACCAGCUCCAGGACUUGCAGCGAGGACUGCUGAAGUCAGGGGCGCAGUGUGACGGCCAGUGCGGUCAAGAGGUCUAAACCUACACUUUCUCUUUUAAUACUUUAUGAUUGCCAUUAAAGAAAAAGAAACAAAAUUAUAAACCUUUCAAGAAACCGCCUGGUCCUGCCCCUACGAGCUGCUCCACGUGCUAUGGAGGAGCAUAAUCCACUCAAAAUGAGGACAAGCCUACAAGGCUCUUUCAAACCCCGAUCUGGCUGCCUGUCUCUAUACAUUACACCCCAUUUGAAGUAGGAGCUGCUUAAUAAAUGACUUCAAACUGCUCCACUCUUGCUUAUAGUUUUGGAGGAGUCACAGAUCCAGAAGGAGGAAGAAUCAAGUUUUGUCCUCAAAUCACUGUAAAUAGACUAAGGAACUUUUUUUUUUUUUUUUUAAGAAUAAAGCUGUUCACUGUGUGAUGAGUUAGUGUUUCUUCGCAAAAUCGAGGAUUUUGUUGUAGGUUCAGUCCCUGCCAAGUCAGUCCACAGCACAACGCCCUGUGUGGGGUCGGUGUUCGUGCAGAACGUCUGUGUGUGUGGAGGCAUUCUGUGUUCAAGCUGCGUGUUUUCAGUACUGCCCGAGCCAUCUCAUGACCCAAGCAUCAAAGACUGAUGCUGUAGAAUAGAAUAUAUCUGUGCACAGAUAGUGUGUGCAAGUAGUAUUUGUACAUAGAAAAGACCUAUGGUGGCAGAUUGAGGAUAAAUUAUUCAACUGACGGUGCAAAAACAUUUCUUGCAAAGAAAAGUAAGUGUAUAGUAUUUUCCUACACUCCACCCUGGGAGAUAAUAUUUAUAUCAAAUGAAUAUCAGUGCAUUUUGAUUGUGAUAUGAAAAUGAUGCUGCCGUUUUGUGAAGAAUACCCACUUGGUUGCAGAGGCCCACUUUCGUAGAUUUGAUUUAAUGUUGUGACGUGGUGUAUGCAUUUUACUCUCAAGCAAUGGAUAAGCGACUCUGGCUUUCAUUUUCAUUCCACUUUAUUGACCUCAGAUAAAACAGUGGCCCUCCUUAGAAGCAGAAGUGCACCGAGACCAUUCAUUUAGGUAGACCCGCGUUCAGUGCCAAAUGCUCCCAUGGGGAUGAUGGACGUCUUUAUCAGGAAAGAGUGAAGGGACUUCAACAAAGAGGGUUUUUCCUACAGAUUGAUGCUAAGUCUUCUACCAAAACAUGUCUGGAGGCAGAGGAGUGACCCCUUGAGUCCUAACAAUGCAUUUUGCAUGUGUCAAUGCUGGGGUGCCCAUUCACACUCUGUCAUAAAAGACCUGCCACUAGCAGUGAGUGACCAGGAAGAUUCCAGGUGCAUCCGGGAGCUUUGGGUGCUGGUUACACACAGUGAGCCAUGCGAGGCAAGCACCACCUUUGCUUGUGAGGCCAAAAGGGCCUGUGAGAAUUUGUUCCAGAACCAGUCUGAUGCAAGUGCACCUCUAAUAAAUGCCUUACAAACUCCAGAGGCCAUAUUCAAAACAGGGUCUUCUCAGUGUAUGCAAGGGGCUCCAGCCCCGCCUCUCUUCCUCCCCAGGUCGAACAAUACGGACAGUUCCACACAUAUCUACCUGUAUAACCCUCUGUACCUCUCAUAACUGGUCAACGACUGUAACAGGUUACAUCAGGUGUUUUUCUACAUACUUUUUACACAGAUUCUAUGCGAUUAAUGUAACUUAAUUCAGUGCAUCAUUUUAUUGUACUAGUUCUUAGGCUUGUCUUUUUUUUCUAAGUGAUUGUGGUUUUUCUUGUGGUUUUUAUUGUAAAAAUGAAAUGGCUGUUGAUGCUUAUUCUCUGUAACUAAGAAUUUUUACCUUUUUGGGAAAAAAGCAUUGCUAUGAACUAAUGAAUUGAAACUUCAUUUACUCAUUGUAAAUACACUAUUGUGCAAAAAAAAAAUUUUCACUCAGUUGAAUUGCUAGUGUUAACUGAAUUUUGUCUAGACACCAUUUCUGUUGAUGAAAUAAAGACAUAUCAUUAUGCAUUGUAAACUGA